UAAUCAAUUGGCAGUGUGAAAAGUCAAAAGUCUCCAUUGACGUUAUUAAGCUCUACUAGUAUGUCAUCGCUGACAACACUACUACUACUACUAUGCGGUGCUAAUCACGAAAUCUAUAAAAGAGAAGCCUAAUUCUCUUCAAUCAAUAUUAACAAUCCAAUCCAACUCAUACUUACAACUACUUAUUUCCAACCAAUUCCAACCAUUUUACAGCAUCAAUGGCCACUAUCGGCGUGCAACAAGUUCUUCCUCCCCCGUUAACUUCAACUUCAGAACCACCUCCUCUUUUUGAUGGAACCACCAGGUCCCUUUCUCCUUUUUCUAAUAUCACCUUUUUUUUUUUAAUUUAUUAUUCCAAUUUCACAUCCCAAUCUUAUACUACUUUUUAUUUUUAUUUUAGGUUGUAUGUUAAUUACAGUUGCCCCUAUGCACAACGUGUAUGGAUCGCUAGGAACUACAAGGGUUUACAAGACAAGAUCCAUUUGGUUCCUAUUGACCUUCAAAACAGGCCUGCUUGGUAUAAGGAAAAAGUAUAUCCUGAAAAUAAGGUGCCAUCUUUGGAGCACAAUGGCAAGGUAUUGGGAGAAAGUCUUGAUUUGAUCAAAUAUGUUGAUGCUAACUUUGAAGGAACACCUCUCUAUCCUAAUGAUCCUGCCAAGAAAGAGUUUGGUGAGCAGUUGUUAUCCCAUGUUGAUACAUUCACCAAAGAGCUGUUCCUCUCAUUGAAGGGAGAUACUGUGCAACAAUCCAGUCCUACUUUUGAAUUCUUGGAGAAUGCUCUUGGCAAAUUUGAUGAUGGGCCAUUCCUUCUUGGUCAAUUAAGUUUGGUGGAUGUUGCCUAUAUUCCAUUUGUCGAAAGAUUCCAUGUCGUCCUUGCCGAGGUUUUCAAGCAUGACAUUACCGAAGGAAGGCCUAAACUCGCAACAUGGAUCGAGGAGUUGAACAAGAUUGAUGCUUAUACACAAACAAGAAGGGAUCCUCAAGAAAUUGUUGAACUUUUCAAGAACCGUUUUCUGCCUCAACAUUGAAAGUUGGAUUGCAGCAGAGUCUUCCUUUGAGAUAUUCCAAUAAAGCAUCUUUUGAUUUAGUGAGAUGCAUCUUCAGUCAAAUAUUGGUGUGUUAUAGAUUGAUGGCAUAGUUAUGUUUCACUUUCCAGCUUGUUUGUUUGAUGAUGUAAUAAUGUUUAUGUAUCAGCUUGUGAUCACUGUUCAGAAUAUGAUAUUAUCCUACUUGAACUGUGUAUGUUAAAAAUACUUGAUAAACUUAAACCAAUAGGUUUGGUUUAAGGAAAAGGGAUUUGGGUAGUAUGCACGAGGUCUUGACUUUGAUCUUCAACUCCAUUUAAAAAAAAAAAAAAACGUGAUAAACUUUGAUAA
Messenger RNA from Trifolium pratense (red clover), 1376 nucleotides. Its product is annotated as glutathione S-transferase L3-like. Bases 219 to 1028 code for a protein of 269 amino acids. Gene Ontology annotation, molecular function: glutathione transferase activity. The record is from RefSeq and is a predicted model, not a curated record. The transcript is spliced from 9 exons. NCBI's taxonomy places the organism in Eukaryota, Viridiplantae, Streptophyta, Magnoliopsida, Fabales, Fabaceae.